Messenger RNA from Callorhinus ursinus (northern fur seal), 1479 nucleotides. It is a transcript of the gene GPR101, whose product is annotated as G protein-coupled receptor 101. Gene Ontology annotation, biological process: G protein-coupled receptor signaling pathway. The record is from RefSeq and is a predicted model, not a curated record. NCBI's taxonomy places the organism in Eukaryota, Metazoa, Chordata, Mammalia, Carnivora, Otariidae. Gene Ontology annotation, molecular function: G protein-coupled receptor activity. Gene Ontology annotation, cellular component: membrane.
AUGACGUCCACCUGCACCAACAGCACACGCGAAAGCAACAGCAGCCACACGUGCCUGCCCCUUUCCAAAAUGCCCAUCAGCCUGGCUCACGGCAUCAUCCGCUCGAGCGUGCUGCUCAUCUUCCUCACCGCCUCCUUCGUCGGCAACAUAGUGCUGGCGCUCGUGUUGCAGCGCAAGCCGCAGCUGCUGCAGGUCACCAACCGCUUCAUCUUUAACCUCCUCGUCACUGACCUGCUGCAGAUUUCGCUCGUGGCCCCCUGGGUGGUGGCCACUUCCGUGCCUCUCUUCUGGCCCCUCAACAGCCACUUCUGUACCGCCCUGGUGAGCCUCACUCACCUGUUCGCCUUUGCCAGUGUCAACACCAUCGUGGUGGUGUCCGUGGAUCGCUACCUGUCCAUCAUCCACCCCCUCUCCUACCCCGCCAAGAUGACCCCGCGCCGGGGGUACAUGCUCCUCUACGGCACCUGGAUCGUGGCCAUCCUGCAGAGCACACCCCCUCUCUACGGCUGGGGCCAGGCUGCCUUUGACCAGCGCAAUGCCCUCUGCUCCAUGAUCUGGGGGGCCAGCCCCAGCUACACCAUUCUCAGCGUGGUGUCCUUCAUCAUCAUUCCACUGGUGGUCAUGAUUGCCUGCUACUCCGUGGUGUUCGGUGCGGCCCGGCGGCAGCAUGCUCUGCUGUACAACGUCAAGAGCCACAGCUUGGAGGUUCGGGCCAAGGACCGUGUGGAGAAUGAAGUUGAAGAGGGAGAGAGGAAGGAUGCGAUCCGUGGCCAGCAUGGAGGUGAGGUCAAGGUCCAGGAGGGCGGCGUGGAGGCCAAGGAAGGGAGCGUGGAGAGCAGUUCGGGGAGCACGGCCCAGGGCAGCGAGGGGGUCAGAGAAUGCAGCUCGGUGGUGGCCGGGGAAGGCAGCGCGGAGGGCAAGGAAGAGGGCAGCCUGAAGGCAGACAAGGGCCGCACGGAGGAAGGCCAGUGCAACAUCGACCUGGGUGAAGAUGACAUGGAGUUUGGCGAGGAGGCCAUCAAUUUCAGUGAGGAUGACAUCGAGGCCGUGAACAUCCCAGAGAGUCUCCCGCCCAGUCGCCGAAACAGCGCCAGCGACCCUCCUCUGCCCAGGUGCUACCAGUGCAAAGCUGCGAAAGUGAUCUUCCUCAUCAUUUUCUCCUACGUGCUGUCUCUGGGGCCCUACUGCUUCCUAGCAGUCCUGGCUGUGUGGGUGGAUGUCCAAACCAAGGUACCCCAGUGGGUGAUCACCAUCAUCAUCUGGCUUUUCUUCCUACAGUGCUGCAUCCACCCGUACAUCUACGGCUACAUGCACAAGACCAUCAAGAAGGAAAUCCAGGAUAUGCUGAAGAAGUUCUUCUGCAAGGAAAAGCCCCCAAAAGAAGACAGCCACCCAGACCUGCCGGGAACAGAAGCCGGCACAGAGGGUGGGACCGAAGGCAAGACCAUCCCUUCCCAUGAUUCUGCCAUUUCGCCUUGA